UCCUGACGGGACUUCCCGUGAGCCUUCGGGGCUCCGCGCAGCACGGAGACUACAGCUCCCAGCACGUACCGCUCAUUCAGGAAUACAUCUCCCAGGCGGCUGCGCGCCGCCCUUCUGCGCAUGCGCCGCCGCAGCCCGGGCUGUUGCUCGCUGGCUGGUGGCUGCGGCGCGUCCUCGCCAUGGAGUCCUACGAUGUGAUAGCGAACCAGCCCGUCGUGAUAGACAACGGCUCGGGUGUGAUUAAAGCUGGUUUUGCAGGUGAUCAAAUACCAAAAUACUGCUUUCCAAACUAUGUGGGCAGACCAAAGCAUGUUCGUGUUAUGGCUGGUGCUUUAGAAGGGGACAUUUUCAUUGGUCCAAAAGCAGAGGAGCACAGAGGUCUCCUCUCAAUCCGAUACCCGAUGGAACAUGGCAUAGUGAAGGACUGGAACGACAUGGAGCGCAUUUGGCAGUAUGUCUAUUCAAAAGACCAGCUUCAGACGUUCUCAGAGGAGCAUCCUGUGCUUCUGACAGAAGCACCCCUAAACCCACGCAAGAACAGAGAACGCGCUGCUGAGGUGUUUUUCGAGACGUUCAAUGUGCCAGCACUCUUCAUCUCCAUGCAAGCUGUGCUCAGUCUCUAUGCUACUGGGAGGACUACAGGAGUGGUGCUGGACUCCGGGGAUGGCGUUACCCAUGCAGUCCCUAUCUAUGAAGGCUUUGCCAUGCCUCACUCCAUCAUGCGGAUUGACAUUGCUGGCCGUGAUGUCUCCCGCUUCCUGCGCCUCUAUCUCCGGAAAGAAGGCUAUGACUUCCACACAUCCUCAGAGUUUGAGAUUGUCAAAACCAUCAAGGAGCGUGCCUGUUACCUGUCAAUAAACCCCCAGAAGGAUGAGACUCUGGAGACCGAGAAGGCUCAGUACUACCUGCCAGAUGGCAGCACCAUUGAGAUUGGCCCUGCCCGUUUCCGAGCCCCGGAGCUCCUGUUCCGGCCAGACCUGAUAGGGGAGGAAUGUGAAGGACUCCAUGAGGUGCUGGUUUUUGCCAUUCAGAAAUCGGAUAUGGACCUGAGGCGAACGCUGUUCUCCAACAUCGUGCUGUCUGGAGGCUCUACACUUUUCAAAGGUUUUGGUGACAGGCUCUUGAGCGAAGUGAAGAAACUAGCCCCCAAGGACGUCAAAAUAAGGAUAUCAGCUCCUCAGGAGAGAUUAUAUUCCACAUGGAUCGGUGGCUCCAUCCUGGCCUCACUGGACACCUUUAAGAAAAUGUGGGUUUCGAAAAAGGAAUAUGAAGAAGACGGAGCUCGUGCCAUCCACCGAAAAACCUUCUAGCCCUGGGACCCGUCCUCAGUCUCCUCCGGAGACUCACUUCAGUUCUAAACUCGCUUUUCUGAGUCCGAGUGUCUGAGAGCUGCCUGUGUGUGUGUGUGCGCGCGCGCCAGCAUGCCCCAAUGUCACUGAGCAAAGACAACAAGCAGCAGGAGGGUUAUAUUAGUACUACUAACUUUUUUUUAUUUUAUUUUUGUUGUUUUUUUAAUGGAAAGGAGAAAAUACCAGUCUGAAUUUCUCUAAGAAUGGCCCAUUCCUUUUUCAUUUCACUCCCUGAAUUUCUGUGUUAUGAUCGUAUUUGUCACUGUUUAAAAAAAAAAAAAAAAAAAAGGAAGAAAAAACCAACAAAAGGGAACACCUUAGAAACUGCCUAGCAAGCAAGAAGGGAGCCAACCACUGCAAACUGCUCACAUAGGCUUUAGUUGCCUGAAUCCAGUGGGUACAUUGUCUGGAAAUAUGUUGCUGAGGCCCUGUAGCUACUUACUUCUUCAUCAGUGUCUUCACCAUCAUUGGAUUUUUUUAAGUUGUUUUUAAUAUAUUUUUUUAUUAAGAGAAAGCACAUUCUGAGCAGUUAAGCCCCUUCGCCCACUGUUUUUGGUGUGUAAGUAUGAGUGUGUGCACGUGUGUGCGUAACUUCUUAGCCUGAUGUGUGGGUCUGGACCACGGCUGGAGAAGUUGGUGAUAGGAGUUAGUUUGUAUUGCAUGGAGUAGAACAAAGCAAUCUCUCAUCAGCUGUCAUUGUACUAGACGGUUAUUUUCUUGUACCUUGUUUUAAAUAACUUUUCUCUUCUGGAAGCAAGUGCCCCAGAGUGGGGACAAAGGCACUUGUGUGCUUCCCCUCAAUCUGCCAAGGUUUACAGCACUGAGUUCUAAUGUUCUUUCUCUGUCAGAGCUGAGGCUGUGUUUCCCUCCUUCCUGCCAUGUCAGGGCAAAAGGACCAUCUGUUUUCAGCUAGGCAUGACUCUUGUAUUUUAUCCAUUCUGGGGUGAAAUAAUAAUUGGAAAGGUGCAUUGUAAUGUUAGAGUUGUUUUAUUUAUUUAAAUGUCUGGGGAUAUAUCAAAAUACUGACCAGAGCACCUGGGAACCAUGCUUUGGGUCUUCUCUGCACACCUGCUACCAAGCUGUCCAUUGUUUGAUGCUAACACUAAUAUUUAUAGCACACAUGCUUAGCAUAAUAACCAGUCAGCCCUGCAACACUUCUUGGUAACUGUUCUUUAGGGAGUCUCGCUGUUCUCUAUGAAUGCAUUAAAUGAGAGGACAAUAAAUUGUAUUAGUACGUUGGUGUUACCAGCAGCUUUGUGAGCAGCAAGCAGUUGUGGUGGCUGUAUUCUGCUGUACUGUUGUGCUGCUCAUGCCUUUCCACUCACCUGUUAGCUGCUUCUCUUCUACUGCUGCUACAGAGAUUGUAAGGCCUACAGACGUGCUUGUGUUGGAGUGUGUCACUGUUUUCGUUCUGUUUUUCUUAUUUUUUUGCAUUACUUGGUGCUCUUUUUUUUUCAGCAUUUUUUUUUAUGACUGCUGCUGAAAACCAAGUAUCCUACCUUUUAGCCCCUUGGCUAUUAGACAUCGAGGCAGCAGCACAUGGGGUCAGUCUAGUAAGUUUUAUACCUAUGUACAGCCAAAUUGGUGUAACAGGAACUCCAACUGAGGAGAGUUAUUUAAGCAGGAGAGGGGGACACAGAGCAUAUUCCACUCUUGUGAACAUUGUAACCAGAGGGGCACAGGUGUGUUUGUGAUUUGGAGCUGUUUAAGGUUUUGUUUUGGUUUUUGGGGUUUUUUUUUUUCCACCCACCUGCUUUUAGUUUAAAUCCUUCAUGGAUGUUCUGAGACUCCCCCUCCAGAGUUAGAAUAUGUUAGUGGUUUUCAGUCUUCAAUAUAAAAGCCAUCUGCCUCCAUCAAAGACACGAAUGCAGACCUUGCGUUUAUUAUUAAAAAGUGGGUGUGGGAGGAGGGAGAGAAUAUUAAAGUCUGCACUUGUGGAAAACAGAGCCUGACAGUAAAAUGAAGUAUGCAGUGAUCUUACACAUGUGACAUGCCUAUGGUAUAGCCCCAAUCAGUAUGUUUAGGAGGGUUUGUAAACCUCUGUACUUCACUAGUAUGCUGUUGCAACACUUACUGCCUGUAUUAGUGUGUCCCUGUUAACAUCUGGGUGGUGUCAUGCCUGCACCUGGAAAAAGCUGCAAGAUGUCCUGAAAGGCUCUGGGGUGUGUUGAUGCUGAGUGGGGGCUGCCCCAGGCCCGCAACCGGUGUGGAGUGUGUCUGAUCACUGCAGCUGCACUAGAAGUGCAAGGGGGAGAUUUGUACUAGCACCUCCCCACUGGGGAAGUGUUUCUGCAGGAGCAGGUUGCAGGAAGGAGCUGCCCUCAGCUCGCCCAAGCCCUCCCUAGCCUGCCCUCGCAGCAGGGUAUUUCCAGGGGCGCUUAGGCUGUUCAGCCAGAUUUCAGGGCGGCUGUUCCUCAUCAGUAUUCCCCCUGUCUGAUUGCGAGACUUGGGCACAUCUGAAGGCAGCUGCAGCAGGAGUGUUGUGUGCCAGUCCGUGCAGCUGGCACACAACUGUGACAGUGGCUCAGGAGAGUGCAGAUCUAGUGUCUGUGAGUGCAGAUCUAGUGUCUAUGAAGCAGUCCUGCACAGGAGACGUAGCUGUCUGUUCAGAGGGCUCACCUGCAUGUAGAGUUGUUCAGUGAUGGCCCUGUGUGGAGGUGCUCACUAUACAGUGGAAGUGAACAAAUGAGUGCAUCUUGGAGGUAGAAAAGAGAGGCAAUGAGUCAACCCCCGGUCAGUGCUGAAAGGUGACUUACUUCAGAGUAGUUGUUUUAAAUGCAUGCUGUUUUUCAUCCCGCUAACCUUUGCAUGCCGCUGUAGACCAGCUUUUAGCUUUCAUCUCCAACAGAAGAACAGUCGUGUUGCCAUGGAGAAGUUAGUGCUGCUGAUGGUUACCAGCACAUGAGCUUGCAGAGUCUCUUUUUUCCUAGCUCAGACAGGCCUCAGCUGUUCAAAGCCCACACAGACGCAGUGGCUUCUCUUCCAAAGUUAAUCCUACAUGUUGAAAAAGGAGGAGGCUGAGAGCUGCGGAGAGCUGCUCAGGCCACUGGUGCAGCCAGUCUUCCUCAGUGGGGCAGCUCCACAGUCAUGCUGGGAUGUCUUGCUGGGGGACAGGAGAUGCUUCCCCUUGGAGCCACACAUGAACUUGUCCAACUCCAAAGACUGCUGUUUGUGCUUCCUAAGGGAGUUCUCUGGCCAUGUCUUGCUUCACAGGCAGGCAGUAUCUGCUGAAGCAAGGGGAAGGUGGUGGGGUCGUGUAUCAAGUGUCCUUGCCAGCUGUAGAGCUGUGUUUCUGCUAGACAGAGAGGCCAGGUAGCUCCUAGCUGGCAGAACAGGAAGAGUGCACUAAAAAGGCAGGACACCUGCAUUGGUUGUGAUGGUUGUCUGUCUCCCUGUGCAGAGCAUAAACUGACUUAAAGGUAAACAUGGAGAUUUCAUAUUAUCUGCCUGGAUUCACAGCUUCGUAAAUCCAUUGCCUGUUAAGCAUUCUCUAGCUGUAGCCCAGAUAUUCUUCUGAGGCAGAACAUACAUAAAUGAAUUCUUCCUCUAUUUGACCAUGAAUGUUAAUAGUCAAUCUCCCUUGUGAGUGUGGUUAGCUGAUGCAGCUGUUCAUGCAGCAUCUGCCUAAGUUGGUCUUGCCAUCCCAGCAAGGCAGAGCAUUGGAAACCAGCCCUAUCUGAUUGUACACUUUGUUUCCGAUCUGCUUUGUAAGCCACCAUGAUUCUCUAAAUGACUCUGCUGUCUUCCAGAGUCCCAAGGAGAGGGUGGGGGGCAGAAACCCCCAACCCAGCAGAAAGCUCUAGCUACCAGUCUUUGGUCUAGUGUAGUGGUUCUGGGUGUAGUUCUAGGCUGCAGUACCUGGUGUCAGCAGUGGACUAGAGUUGCUUGGUGGAAGUUCUUCCUUGUUCCCCUCUUUUCUGUUCAUUUCCAUGUCACAUUGGGGUUGCUCUCAAGAGCCGAGAUGGGGUAAGAGCUGCAGGGCUGCAGCAGCUUUGGCAAAUGGGCUUCUCCUCUGGCUUGCAGGGAGCAUUGCAGAUGCGCUUGUGGCAGAGCAGCCUGGGAUCACCCCUUUAGUGCCAUAUUGGUGGUGUGUGCUCGCUUGGGCUGACAGAUGCAGCGAUGGGAAGCUUUACCUGAUACCGUUAGUGCGCUGCGUCAGUUGGCGUGAAUGUAGGUAAGCAGUGUGCUGUGUGGGAAACGUGCUCUCAGGGCUCGCUGCUGGCCUUGGAGAGGCUCCAGGUAGGCAGGUUUGGUGGUUUGCUCCCAGAUGAGGCUAGGUUGCUUGUUCACCUACUCCCAUCAGGUCAGAUUGUGUUUUUAAGCAAGAACCCAUCACGUAAAGAAGAGCUGUCAAUGCUCAGCCUUGUUCUGUUGGAAAAAAUUAAGUUGCGUUCUUGCUGGUUCGUUGCAACAUGCAAAGGGGAGGAAGCAAACCCGCCUCUGUUCACUUACCGCAUGCCCCAGGCAGCACAGGCAGUGCCAGUGAUCUUUGUCCCUUUCCCCAGCCCCUCCAUUGUCCUUGCAGAAGCAGCAGUGCUCCAUUUUGUAAACUACUGCGACAGGACAGAAAGGUGCUGUCUCCAAUCUUGCAUUCGUUUGAUCUGCCUGACUGUACCCUCGCGCGCUGUCCAAACCAUGUUGCCUGGUGGUGCCCAGCAUACUUAAAUAAAGUUCAUAUACAAACUUAA
This is a messenger RNA of Dromaius novaehollandiae (emu), 6037 nucleotides long. RefSeq names its product actin related protein 1A (gene ACTR1A). NCBI's taxonomy places the organism in Eukaryota, Metazoa, Chordata, Aves, Casuariiformes, Dromaiidae. The transcript is spliced from 11 exons. The record is from RefSeq and is a predicted model, not a curated record. The coding region runs from base 180 to 1310 and encodes 376 amino acids.